ACUUCAGAGUGUGCUGGUGCAGUGACGUGCUACGUAAAAGGACACGUGUGUGUCCGUGUCGUCGGCGAUCAUUUGUGCUCCAGUCAAAUACCACGAACAGGUUUGGGCACGACACACAAGGAGCCGUCCUACUUGACAGCAACUGAAGUCACCUGCAGCACAGCUGAGUUUGCUCCGAAGAGUUAAAGAGUAAGUGAAAUGCAGACUCAAAUAAGAAGAGGACAUUCAUGGAAAAAUAAAUUACUGUCAUCAUCUCGUCAGAAAAAUCUUGUAUGUCCAGGUUUGGUAUUUCCAUGAGAGGAGGAGGAGGAGGAGGAGGAAGCCAUAAAGUGAAAGAAUGAGAACGUUCAAGACAAGAACAACAGUUUUGCAUUUAGUAGCCGAGUACAGAAAAUGUGGGGCAAGUGAACCUGCAGUGAUUGAAAAAACCACUCGUGACCACGCGUGAAUACAUGAACAGCAGACUCACCUCGGCAUCACUGCUUCCUGCCUCUCUGACUGAAGGAGAACAUGGCGUCUGUGUCGCUCAGCUCUCGCCUGGACAAGAGCGUGCGUCAGCACUACCUGAGCCUGCCGCAGGGAGGGAAGUGCCAGGUCACCUACGUCUGGAUCGACGGCACCGGAGAGGAAGUCCGCGGCAAGACCCGGACCCUGGAUAGUGAGCCAAAGAGCACAAAGGAUAUUCCCGAAUGGAACUUCGAUGGCUCCAGCACGUUCCAGUCCGAAGGCUCCAACAGUGACAUGUACCUCAUCCCGGUCUGCAUGUUCAGGGACCCAUUCACCCUGGACCCCAACAAACUGGUCCUCUGCGAGGUCCUGAAGUACAACCGCAUACCCGCAGAGUCUAACCACCGGGCCGGCUGCAGCAAAGUGAUGCGGGAGGUUAAAGAGCACUGCAUUUGGUUCGGUAUGGAGCAGGAGUACACGCUGUUUGGAACAGACGGACAUCCCUUCAGUUGGCCUGCCCAAGGAUACCCACUCCCCCAGGGCCCUUACUACUGCGGGGUGGGGGCAAACAAUGCUUACGGACGGGACAUCAUGGAGUGUCACUACAAGGCCUGCCUCUACGCAGGGGUCAACAUCUAUGGCACCAAUGCUGAAGUAAUGCCAUCUCAGUGGGAGUUCCAGGUGGGUCCCUGUGAGGGAGUAGACAUGGGCGACCAUCUGUGGGUCGCGCGCUACCUGCUGCAACGCGUGUGCGAAGACUUUGGGGUCAUCGCAUCGCUGGACCCCAAACCGAUGAAGGGCAACUGGAACGGUGCCGGUUGCCACACGAACGUCAGCACCAAGCAGAUGAGGGAGGAAGACGGACUGGAACACAUUGAGCAGGCCAUCGCCAAACUGGAGAAAAGGCACAAGGAGCACAUCCGCGUGUACGACCCCCACGGAGGCCGGGACAACAUGAGGCGCCUCACGGGUCAUCACGAGACCUCCAGCAUCGACCACUUCUCCGCCGGCGUGGCCAACCGCGGCGCCAGCAUCCGCAUCCCGCGCCAGGUGGGCCAGGAGAAGAGGGGCUACUUCGAGGACCGCCGCCCGGCGUCCAACUGCGACCCCUACGUGGUGACGAAGGCCAUCGCCUGCACCUGCCUGCUGGACCCAGAGCAGGUAGAGGAGGGCAAGUAGGAGCCGGCCGCACUGGCAACGUACAAGAUAUUCAAUACGUGCCCCUGUGAUUUCACCUGAGUUAGACUCUUGAAAAGCGAGACAUUAAAUCAUGCAGACUUAAUUAUUACAGUGGUUGCUGUACUUAGUAUAUCUUAGUUUGUCAUACUGUAUGUAUAGACGUCCAUGUGCACAGAGAGCUACUUCCCCGGUACUGUCACUCUCCUCAGAAAAGAGAAACUGCGCGUUCUGCACUGUAGUUAUUGAUGUUGUGGUCGUUCUGAGCUGACAUGCUUGCGGUGCUGCAUUAAAAUAUGAGAACUUAUUGACACAAAAGACA
Molecule: messenger RNA, 1945 nt
Organism: Scophthalmus maximus (turbot)
Lineage: Eukaryota; Metazoa; Chordata; Actinopteri; Pleuronectiformes; Scophthalmidae
Product: glutamine synthetase
Exons: 7
Coding region: 511-1626 (371 amino acids)
Cellular component (GO): cytoplasm
Molecular function (GO): glutamine synthetase activity
Source: RefSeq, a predicted model, not a curated record